AUGAUUGGGCUACUUGAUACGCCCGUAGAAAUUAUCCAAGAAAUAGUGGUUUGCUUACCCGCAGACUCUCUUCUUGAUCUAUUCGCGAUUUGUCAUUUGCUCAAUUACCUUUCCACGUCGGCACAGACGGCACUACUCGAACAUCACGGAAUUCGAGAUCCUACCCGCUGCACUUUUGAUCUUGACAAUUAUACCACAGGGGCCCCAUUAAGGGCUGACGCUCUAUGCACCUUAACAGCGGGCCUUCAUAUCAAACACAUGAAAUUUCUUCAGUGCAACCUCACGAUUUGCGGGUAUAAUGGCCAGUGGAUGUGGCUUCCUUCCGAACAUUUACUUCGACUCCAACGUCUCAUACAAAGGUUGACCUGGAUCGAUGAGGUCAUCCUGACUUUCAACAUGGAGACAGAAACCGACCUUGACGACGCGGAUCUAAAGUCUGGGAUCGAUAUCCUACAAAACCUGCUCAACACGAUCAUCACGAAAUCAUGCAAAACUCUUCGCAUCAUAAAUUCAGGGAGCUUUUUUUAA
This is a messenger RNA of Laccaria bicolor S238N-H82, 528 nucleotides long. RefSeq lists its product as uncharacterized. The transcript has a single exon. NCBI's taxonomy places the organism in Eukaryota, Fungi, Basidiomycota, Agaricomycetes, Agaricales, Hydnangiaceae. The coding region runs from base 1 to 528 and encodes 175 amino acids. The record is from RefSeq and is a predicted model, not a curated record.